Messenger RNA from Coniosporium apollinis CBS 100218, 456 nucleotides. RefSeq names its product ubiquitin-conjugating enzyme E2 2. The record is from RefSeq and is a predicted model, not a curated record. Gene Ontology annotation, cellular component: HULC complex. The coding region runs from base 1 to 456 and encodes 151 amino acids. Gene Ontology annotation, biological process: proteasome-mediated ubiquitin-dependent protein catabolic process; DNA repair; protein polyubiquitination. Lineage: Eukaryota; Fungi; Ascomycota; Dothideomycetes. The transcript is spliced from 4 exons. Gene Ontology annotation, molecular function: ubiquitin conjugating enzyme activity.
AUGUCGACUUCCGCUCGCCGCCGCCUGAUGCGGGACUUCAAGCGCAUGCAAACCGACCCUCCUGCCGGUGUAUCCGCCUCUCCCAUCGCCGACAACGUUAUGACCUGGAACGCAGUCAUCAUCGGUCCCUCAGACACCCCCUUCGAAGACGGCACCUUCAGACUAGUGAUGCACUUCGAGGAAGCCUACCCCAAUAAGCCCCCCGGCGUAAAGUUCAUCAGCCAGAUGUUCCACCCCAACGUCUACGGUACGGGCGAGCUGUGCUUGGAUAUUUUGCAGAAUCGGUGGAGUCCGACGUACGAUGUUGCGGCGAUCCUUACGAGUAUCCAGAGUCUGCUGAACGAUCCGAACACCUCGUCGCCGGCGAACGUGGAGGCGUCGAAUUUGUAUAAGGAUAACCGGAGGGAGUACACGAAGCGCGUAAGGGAAACGGUGGAGAAGAGCUGGGAGGAUUGA